This is a messenger RNA of Closterium sp. NIES-67, 2891 nucleotides long. The record is from the annotation of a GenBank genome assembly. NCBI's taxonomy places the organism in Eukaryota, Viridiplantae, Streptophyta, Zygnematophyceae, Desmidiales, Closteriaceae.
CAAAAUUUCACUUGGUCUCUCCAGUUUCAGGUCACCGCGACACCGGUCUUCGUUGUGGCUGUUUCCGGUGCAGCGCUGCGCCAUCUGUCUAAGAGAUCGAUCGUCGACCCCCCCGCUCGUCGCACCUCGUAGUCUGGCGACCAUGUCGGAAGCAGCAGCAGCAGCACGAGCCGCAGGAGAGCGGAAUGCGGCCGCAGCGCCGACUCCUGCGGGAGAGACACCCCCCGCCUCGGCUUCCCUCGGGCCGGCCGAGCAGGCGGCGACGGAGGCGUUACUGGACUCGGAGCGCCGAGAUCCGGUAGAAGCAGACUCGCUAGAAGCAGCGGCGAAGGCGAGCGAUUCAGGAAUCCGGCAUCCCAUUUUCCCGUGCGGGGGGCUCAAGUCCGCCGCGCACUCCAUCCCCGAGGCAGACAUCCCCGCUCUUAGCGGCAUGGGCACCACGUUCGGGGCCUUCGCAGUCGGUGCGAUUCCUCAGGACGGGGCCUUUCCCCCAACCCUCCCCCAUGUUCGGGUGGACUACCCGCCGGGCCACCUGGUUCGGACGACGAGCCAAGACAGCAGCGUGGCGGCCACUCUCGGCAGCCCGACAGGCAGCAUAAGGUCGCUGGAUCAAUUCUCGACGUGCUCGUCCAUCCCGCCCUACCACAUGUCGCCCGCGCCCUCGUUCACUUCGGACCAGCCCAUGGCCGACGUGGCAGGCUCAGGCCUCGUUACAAGCAGGCUCGGUAUAACGAGCAAGGCGCUGUUUUCCAGCCCUGGGGAGAAGCCUGUGGUUGGGCCGUCUGUCGGCGGUCCAGAGCAGGAAGCGGGAGGGGUGAGGGGCGCGCCAGGGACGACUUACCCCAGCCCUCCCAACGUUCAGACGCUAGUUGUGGUUCGGCACGCCGAGCCUAUCGACGAGCAGGACGAUGGCUGGGCGGCAGGCUCGGACCGACCCUGGGACCCGCCCCUGUCAGCCCGGGGCGCCAAAGCCGCGGAGGAGGUGGGGCAGGCGCUGAGAGCGCGGGGCUUUGGCGCGGCCAGGAGCAGCGCAGGGGGAUCUGGCGGGGGGAGGGCGACGGACGAGGUGCAGGCAGUGGCGGGAGGGGGCGAGGCGAGUGUGCAGCGGGAGGGGGAGGGCGAGAGGGUGGUGCGCGUGGUGGUGUCGCCGUUCAAGCGGUGCGUGCAGACCGCCGUGCACCUCGUCGCGGGGCUGCUGGGCGCGCAGACGACUGAGGGGAAGGAGGGCGGCGCGGGGGAGGAGGUGGGGGCAGGUGGGGCGGCAGAGGGAUCAGAGGCGGCUAAGGCGCAGGCGCAGUCGGCGCCAUCGGGUGUGACUGUGACGGUGUCCAUCAGCCCGGCCCUAGCGGAGGUGAUGAACACGCGCGCGCUGCGGCGCUGCACGGAGGAGCGCCCGCCCGCCGCCUCCACGCCGCACUCCAGCGUUGCAGAGCACGCCGGGCUGGCGGCGGCAGUAGAGGCAGCAGCAGCGGAGGCGGGGGCCAAGGGGUGGGUGCUGGGGGAGGGCGAUCUGAGGGCGCUGUUCCCCGCUGGGACGGUCUUUCUGCCGCUCCAUGCUGCUGCCAGCGGGGAUGGGCGGGCAGGGUUGGCUGUUGGGGAGGCGAGGCCCGGGAGGAGCGUUCACAGCGAGUUCCCCCUCUUCCCUGAGUCCCUGGAGAGUGCGCGGGAGCGCUUCAUGCAAGCCUUUGAUGACGUGGCGGCGCUCUUCCCCGCUGACAACAUCCUCUGCGUGACGCAUGGCGAUGCCGUCGCCGCCAGCGUGGAGCGCCUCGCGCCCGUCACCGUCGUCGCCGUCGACUUCUGCGGGUACUCGUGGUCGCAGCGCCGCUCAGCACCACUCUACACCACUCUCAACCUCCACCAGCACCACUCCCACCACCAUGCCGGCUUGCCGCCACUGCCCCCUCCCCCUCCCCCGCCCCCCACCCCCGCCAACGAGCCGGAGAGUCUGGACGCGGAGGAGGCGAGCCUGCUGGGCUCCAGGCAGACCGUUUCAGCUAGCUUUGCUGCGGCCGUCGUUGCUGCCGGGUCGGAAACAGAGGCGGCUGCUGUGGCGGCGGCAGCAGUGGCUGCUGUUGCUGGGCUGGAGGCGAGGCGACGGGGGGAGCUGGAUGGCGUGGCGGAGGAGGGGAGGGAGGGGGAGGAGGGGGAGUUGGGGGAGGAGGGGGAGGAGGGGUCUGAGGACAGGAGUGGGGGGAAGCAGGGCGCGUUGAGUGAUGGGGUGGUGAUCGUAGGGGGGUCGACGGCAUCUGAUAUAAGCACGCACGAGAGCGAGGAGGACGAUAAAGACACACGGAGCAUCGACGUGAACAGCAGCAUUGACGUGGGGCCGUCGCUGUCCGAGGUGGCUGAGGGGGACGAGGAGGGGGAGGACAGGGAGGGGGAGGAGGGAGAGGAGGUGGAAAGUGAGAGAGGGCAGGAGGGGAUGGGGGGGAGGGGGAGGGGGGAGGCGAGGCGAGGGGGUGGCAUGGAGGUGGGGGAGUGGGAGCUGCUGACGAGCUCGGGGUCCACGGGCGUGUGCUGGAUCUCCAACAUCGCCCUCGCCGCCCGCGACGACGAGACGCCCACCAAGGGGCUGGCUUCGUAGCAGUUGCUGUGCCGCUUUGUGCUUGUGCCUGUGCUUGUGUUGAUUAGGUAUUCGUGUGACGCAUUGGUGUGUCGAGAAGCUAGGUAAGGGGAGAAGCCAUGGCUAUGGCGAGAGGGUUUAGGUUAGGAAAUAAUGUCGAGAGAGAAGGGUGUUGGACUAGAAGAGAAAGAAAUACAAGGGGGGUUUGUCCCCCAGGCCCUCAGAUUUCAGGAAAUUUUCCCUGAUUCAGGGUUUUUUCAGAGGUUCUUUUUGUACCAACCCUGAUGUGCUAGGAUUGUUGUGGACACAACCCUGAAAUUUCAGG